CAUAGAAAUGUCAUUAAAAUUUACUUAACCUAUAAAAAAAAUUUAUAAUUACAAAUUUAUUUAUUAAAAUAAAAUGCAAACCUGCCGAUUAUGCUUAAAAUCCCCCGAAGAGCCCCCAAAUAUCCAAUUGGAGUCAUUAUCGACAAAGUGUUACAAUUACAUUGAGUUAAUUCUCCCCGAAAUUGAUUUAAGUUUAACCGAAGCGCCCCGAAUAUGUUAUUUGUGUUUGAAUAGUCUCGAAAAUGCAUAUACCUUUAAAAUUAGAUGUCUCGAAUCAGAAAAACAUCUACAAAGCAUCAAAAAUGACCAUGAUGAAGCGGAUUAUGAAAUUUUAGUGUUUGAAAAUGAAUUUGAAGAAAUUGAAAAUGAAAUAACGUUUGAUGGAAAUACCGCGUUUAAUGAAUUGGAAAAUAAUAAUGUAAAUGAUGAAAUUAUUAAGAAUGAAAUUGAAAUAAGCAAAUAUGAAAUUGUUCCUUACGAAAAUACAAUAUCUAACAUAGAUUAUGAGUCAAAAGAUAGGAAAGGAAUGAAAAGUCUUGAAUCGAUUCAGAGUAAACGAAAGAAGAAAAUUGAUUAUGAUUUUGGGAAAUGCUACAAAUGCAAACAAUGCGGAAAAAAGUACAGUGUUGAGUGCUUAUUACGUCGCCAUAAAUUUAAUGUUAACCUCGAAACGAUUUGCGUUUGCGAGAUUUGUGAUAAAGAGUUUCAAUACGAACGAGAUUUAAUGGCUCAUAUGGAAGUACAUGGUAUUGUUGAUUCCGUUAAGAAGAAACGGUUGAAAUGUUAAGUUAAUUUGAUUAAAUUAAUUGAGGGGUUAUGUUUGUAUGUAUGUCAAAAUUUGUAGGGAUCUAUUGAAAAUCAUUCUUAAUUGAUUAAUGAUUAAUUAUUCUAAUAAAGUUGAAUCGAAUUAA
Messenger RNA from Onthophagus taurus, 911 nucleotides. The record is from RefSeq and is a predicted model, not a curated record. NCBI's taxonomy places the organism in Eukaryota, Metazoa, Arthropoda, Insecta, Coleoptera, Scarabaeidae.